CGAGGCGAACUGCCACAGAGCAAUUAAGGAGAGUGACGCUGCUGCUGCUGCUGCUGCUGCGCUCAGCGUGGUGGGCAUGUGCUGCAUGUGUUGCAUGUGAGUCAGAAGAGACGGAUCUGAAUGCGCAGGUUUGCAGAAGAAGGACAGAGUGAAAACGGAACAAGACCACUCCACACACCAUGAAGAGAGGGGACUCUAGUAAUCAGAGUCUGGAUGAGGUCGGGGCUCUGCGCUGCAUGUCUGGCAGUAAUUAUGGCAGCAAAGGGAAGAGGAUUAAGCUACUAUCCCAUCCAGGGGUCCCAUUAGUGGGAUUGAUGUUGUUGGCCAUCCUCCCUUUUGGAGCAAGCAUCAAACAAACUGUCCCCAGGGUCAAACUCAGCCACAGAGAACUGCUGCAAGCCGGCAGCGUGUCUGUGUUUAUGGGCCCCUCCGAUGGCCUCCACUCCCACUCGCUGCUGCUGGAUGAGGAGAGAGGGCGUCUUCUGUUGGGAGCCAGGGAUCACAUCUACCUGUUUGACCCUGACAAUCUGGCCAGAACCCCCAGAAAGAUUCACUGGCCUGCUCCCCGGGACCGAGUCGAUAUGUGCAAACUGGCAGGCAAAAAUGCAAAUUUGGAGUGCGCUAACUUUGUCAGGGUCCUCCACAACUACAAUCGAACCCACGUCUACGCCUGUGGGACGGGAUCUUUCCACCCCAGCUGUGCUUUCAUUGAAGUCACUGGCCACAGAGAGGAUGGUGUGUUUCACCUGCUGUCUAGCACGGUGGAGUCUGGCAGGUUGAAAUGUCCUUUUGAUCCGUUGCAGCCGUUCACCUCAGUCCUCACAGAUCAGUAUCUUUAUGCGGGCACAUCGUCAGACUUCCUGGGCAAAGACACAACGUUCACGCGCUCCCUCGGCCCUCCGCCUGACCAGCACUACAUACGCACGGACAUGUCUGAAGAGUACUGGAUCAACGAGGCCAGGUUUAUAUCUGCUCAUCCCAUUGCAGACACCUACAAUCCAGAUGAUGAUAAGAUAUACUUUUUCUUCCGCGAGGUGUCUUGGGAAGGCAACGACAAGAGCAUCCUGUCUCGAGUGGCUCGUGUGUGCAAGAAUGAUGUGGGUGGGCUGAGGAGUCUGACCAAUAAAUGGACCACCUUCCUCAAAACCAGACUGGUGUGUUCGAUCCCCGGACCGGACGGAGUGGACACACACUUCGAUGAGCUCCAGGACAUCUUUCUGCUCCCUACCAGAGAUGACAAAAACCCCAAAGUGUAUGCAGUCUUCACCACCUCCAGCUCCAUUUUCCGUGGCUCAGCAGUGUGUGUGUACAGCAUGACGGACAUAAGGGCCGCGUUUAACGGACCGUACGCCCACAAGGAGGGGCCCGACCAUCGAUGGGUAGAAUACGAGGGGAGGAUACCGUAUCCCCGUCCUGGAACGUGUCCCAGCAAGACAUAUGAUCCAAGGAUCAAGACCACCAAAGACUUCCCAGACGAGGUGGUCAGUUUCAUUCGGUUCCACCCUCUCAUGUAUCGCUCGGUCUACCCUCUGACUGGCCGACCCGUGUUCACACGCGUCCGAGUGGACUACACCCUGACUAAGGUUGUGGUGGACAGAGUUUUGGCGGAAGACGGACAAUAUGAGGUCAUGUUUCUGGGAACAGACGUCGGCUCGAUCCUGAAGGUGGUGAGCAUCACUCAGGAGAAUUGGUCAACAGAGGAAGUGGUGCUUGAAGAACUUCAAGUUUUCCAGGUUCCCACUCCUAUCCUCAGUAUGGAGAUGUCUUCUAAACAGCAACAGCUCUUCGUGGGUUCAAGUGAAGGGCUAGCCCAGGUUUCACUCAGUAGAUGUCACCUGUAUGGCCAAGCCUGUGCUGAAUGCUGCCUGGCACGAGACCCCUACUGCGCCUGGGACGGACACACGUGCUCACGAUACAUCCCUGCAUCCAAGAGGCGAGCCAGAAGACAGGACAUCAAGCAUGGAGACCCAGCAAGUCAGUGCUGGGACACAGAAGAUAGUCUUGUUGGGGGACGGGUAGAGGAGAGGAUCCUCUAUGGGGUGCAGAGCAACUCCACCUUCCUUGAGUGUAUUCCCAAAUCUCAACAGGCCCAAAUCCGGUGGUACAUACAGAGACCUGGAUCCGAACGCAGGGAGGAGGUCAGGCUGGACGAUCGUGUCGUACACACAGAUCGAGGUCUCCUUAUUCGCUCCCUCCAAACCUCCGACGCCGGCGUGUACAUCUGCGUAGCUCAAGAGCACACACACUUCACCCACACUCUCCUCCGUCUCACGCUACAACUCGUCACACACGGACAACUGGAUGGGAAGCCCAAGCCCGGCGAAGACCCCGCGGUGGAGCUACGCAACGGCGUGGAGUCCCGCCAGCGCUACAAAGACUACCUGAGAGUGAUGAGCUCUCCCUUUGGCUCUCUGGAGGAGUACUGCGAUUCACUGUGGCAGGAGAAGAGGCCGUCGAGGGUCCGAGGACGAGGGUUAGGAGCUGGCAAAUGGAAACAUAUGCAGGAAAUGAAGAAGAGCAGGAACAGGAGACAACACAGGGAGAGGGAGGAAGAGGGGGACAAACAGGAGCGAGGGAGGGUGGUGAGGACAGCAGAGCAGUGAGGGAUGUGGUAAAAAAAAAAAAAAACAUUCAGCGUUAGCUGUCUAUAUUCGCCUGGUUGGAUGAUGAAGCAGAACGUGACACAGAACUGCGAAAUUGCAAUGACAGAAUAAUCCCUGAGCAAGCAAAAUGUAACUCAGAGAUAAUGGGGCGUGAAAGUAUUAUUUCAACGAGCAAUUUUAAGCAGUAUUGGGUUGUGAAUACGUCAUUUCAUUCAUCUGCCAGCAUUCUGUUCGCAGAUAACAUGCUUUUAAAAAAACACUGAAUAACAAUGAUUAUUGCAAUGUGUCGUCCAUCAACUUCUAUUUUCAGCGACUGGAGAUGAGCUGACCAGAUUCCCCCAACUGACGGUUAAUAGAGGUGAUCAUUUGAUGAUAUUGAAACAUAGUUGAAUUGGUGAAAAUAUAAAAACAGUUUGCUUGUGGUGAUGACAAUGCAUUCAUGUUGAAUGACUGUAAAUAUUUAUAUACCGUGUACAGGAGAUCCAGCAUGUUCAGUGUAGUCUCAUUGGUGAUCUGUAUAACUAUAAUGAUAAUCAUGUAUUGUUUGGGCCGACAAAAUGACAUAUUUUUGUAUAAAACGUUUCACUCCUAUAUGCUGUAGGUUAAAUAGAUGUUUUCUUUAUUGCUGUUUUUGAAAGUUAUUUAAAUAAAUGUGUUUCGGAGCCUCUGUGCCCUGAA
Messenger RNA from Sebastes umbrosus (honeycomb rockfish), 3281 nucleotides. RefSeq names its product sema domain, immunoglobulin domain (Ig), short basic domain, secreted, (semaphorin) 3D (gene sema3d). Gene Ontology annotation, molecular function: semaphorin receptor binding; chemorepellent activity. The coding region runs from base 180 to 2603 and encodes 807 amino acids. Gene Ontology annotation, biological process: axon guidance; neural crest cell migration; negative regulation of axon extension involved in axon guidance. The record is from RefSeq and is a predicted model, not a curated record. The transcript is spliced from 19 exons. NCBI's taxonomy places the organism in Eukaryota, Metazoa, Chordata, Actinopteri, Perciformes, Sebastidae.